Cloeon dipterum is the source of this 9095-nucleotide messenger RNA. It is a transcript of the gene hyd, whose product is annotated as E3 ubiquitin-protein ligase hyd. The record is from RefSeq and is a predicted model, not a curated record. Gene Ontology annotation, biological process: positive regulation of canonical Wnt signaling pathway; protein polyubiquitination. Gene Ontology annotation, cellular component: nucleus; cytoplasm. The transcript is spliced from 26 exons. Gene Ontology annotation, molecular function: RNA binding; zinc ion binding; ubiquitin binding. The coding region runs from base 12 to 8879 and encodes 2955 amino acids. NCBI's taxonomy places the organism in Eukaryota, Metazoa, Arthropoda, Insecta, Ephemeroptera, Baetidae.
AGCAUACCGAAAUGACGGGGAAGGGGCAGAACGAGCGAACAAGCGACAAGAAGCGAGCGCAGACUGGUGGAAAAAGAAAAAAACAUGGCUGUGGAUCAGUAGGGUGUCUGUUCGGCAGCUCUUUAUCACGAAAUAAUGUUUGUCAUCUAAACCAGAAAAUAGAUAAGUUGACGGACAUCCGGCACAGAUUAUCCAAUUCCAAUAUGUCAUCAAUUCAUUUGGUGGUGCACCCGCUCCCGGGCACUGAGGACCAACUCAACGAAAGAUUGAAGGACGUAUCUGAAAAGAUGAACCGGUUCGGACAAGCGACGCCCGGCGCCCUCGGCAGCGUCAAGGUCGGCAUCAUUUCCUGUGCGGUUGGACCUUCUCACGUAGCCUUGCUGCUGGAGGAUGGUCGUGUCUGCAGGAUUGCCUUCUCCAUCAUCACAGACCGCCUCGAUUUGAGCCGCAAUGACCCUGGAAAAUCGAACAAGACGAGCGCAAGCAGCAGUGCAAGCCGACAGCUGACCCGGACGAGGUCACGGAUUAUGCGUUCUGGGCCCCUCAGAGGCACUGGCAGGGGCACAGGAGGCGUCAUUAUGGCCAGCACUGGCAGCCGAUCAGUGGUGCCCUCGGCUUACGUGCCUGAGGAGCUAGUAUCGCAAGCCCAGGUUGUUCUCCAAGGCAAAAGCAGGAACCUUAUCAUCAGGGAACUGCAGAGGACAAAUUUGGAUGUCAAUCUGGCUGUAAACAAUCUUCUGUCACGAGAUGAUGACGAAGGUGAAGACGGCGAGGACGGCCAAGACUCUUAUGUGCCGGAAGACCUCAUGUCUCUGUUGGAUGGAAGUAUUCAUGGAGACCACAACAGCGUCAUAAUUGAUGCAGACUCAAUGUUCUCUGAAGACAUGUUCAACUACUCCUCGAUGCGAGCUCGCAGUGGAGCUCCAGUGGGGCUCAGUAGUCAGUCAAGCAGGCGACCUGCAGGUGAGCGUUCGGGUUCUGCAGCCGCAGAUCGCGGUGGUGACCUUUCUGAUCGAGACCGAGAUAGUUUCUCCCGCUGGAGAGACAGACAAUAUUUUGGACCUGGCCGCCGCUGGCUUGAAUCCGCUCUAAGAGAUUCAGGCUGGGCCGACAAAGACACGACUGAAGUGAAGAAAAAGGAAUGCGUCACACAAAGUCCAUUGUGGGUGUCAGACGAAGUCGACUACUGGCCUACCAGGGGUGGUGAAAUGCCACACCGUUUUUCCAUGAUUGCUGCUCUCCACUCGGAAUUGGUCGCUGUUAAUCAGUAUACUGGGCAGCUUCAUCAGUGGCGAUGGGCUGAUGCUGAACCCUAUAGAAACGUUGAAAGUGGCAAAGAUGUUUUUCACCCCAAAGCGACGAGUCUUGCGUUGAAUGGCGAGGUCAUCUCUCAGAUGUCAGCCUGUUCAACCAGGUGCACAGUUGUCACCGAUUCUGGCCGAAUCGCAAGCUGGAUGGAUGAAGCUCUAGGACACAGUGUUGCCCUCAGACUGGAACACGCUGCCACUAAUUUCCCUGGCGAGCUGCCUGCCGACUACAAAAUCAACAAUAUUUAUGUCUGCUCUCUCUGCACUGUGGCUAGGCUUGAAACGGGAGCGUUCUAUUGGUGGGGUGUGUUGCCAUUCUAUCAAAGAAAGAAGCUCUGGGACAGGCACAGAGCGAAGACCAAAAAGAGCAAGUCAUCUGGCUCUUCCUCUCACUCAACAGACAUUGUGGCUGGAAGCCAGGUGUGCAUGAAAAGUUGCCCAAUGUACCAAGCUGGAGCGAUUGGUUUCACUGUAAUUGGUGGUGUACCAAAAGUGGGUCAGUUGCUCCACUCUGCUUGGAACUUCAAUGAGGUUUGUCGCUUCAAGCUUCUGCCACAGAGUCCACCGCCACAGCCACCACCUUCAAAUUCAUUGUCUUCUGCACUUGCUGGGGUGAUUCCCUCAGGCAGCAGUGGCAGUGGUAAGACUAGUGAAGGCUCCAUGGCUUCUCAAUUACUAGCCAUGGUUAACGCAGCCUCUGGAAAUUUCCCUGCCAACAAUGGGGCCGCUACCUCUGGGUCGAGUGCUCCCUCCCCCUCUGCAAACACUACUUCAGUGGCCAAUUCGCUGCUGCUGCUUGGAUCUAAGAGCAGCAAGGAGACUGCUGACCGACUAGAUAUGCCCCCUCCUCCCUCUCCAGCCUCGUCCACCUGCUCUGACACUGGCAGCAUUGCCAGCAACUCUCACAAGAGGCACAAGAAGAUGGCACCAAAAGGCGAGGACAGUGAAAAGAAGGACGAGGAAGAGUGGCCCUUGAAGGAUGUAAUUUUUGUUGAAGAUGUCAAAACAGUGCCUGUUGGCAGAGUUCUGAAAGUUGAUGGUGACUUCGCCGCUGUGAAGUUCCCGACCAACGCCACCAGGGAAAAAGAUCCUAAAGAUGUGGGCUUGACCUCGGAAGAGGCAGGAAAUCCCCUUCAAGAUUGUAGACUUCUCAGAGUAGAUGAGUUACAGGUCAUAAAAUCUGGAGCAACAUCUAGGUCUCCAGAUUGUUUCCAGAAGACCCCAAGAAAAAUAAACAUCCCAGACAGCAACCAGAUUUUGGCAGUCGCCAUUGACAACCAGAAUAUUCAUGGCAUUGUCCGACUUGGGAACAAAUUCAGCUACUCGAUCUACAACUUAAGCUCUGGCAGAGUUGAGCAGGAGCAUUUGUUUCCAACUGAUUUGACCGCCUUCAUGGGGCAGGACCCAAGCAACAUCAGCCUAACUUGCACUGGUGAAGGUGAAACAGUGCUGCUGCUGAGAGACGGCAACCGCUCCAUCUAUCCACUAGCAAGAGACUCUCUGGACGCCAUCCGCGAUCCCCACUGGCUUGACCUGCCUCCCAUCAAGUGUUUGGCCGCUGGCCUGCAUCCUCUUGCUGGGAGUAAUUCAGCUAGCACUGCUGGCGCUUCAAGCAGUGCCUCAAAGACUCAAGUUGCUGUCAUGGUGCUUGUGAUGGAAAACCAGAUACUAAUGUCUCGAGUAUUGAGAUGUGACUUGGAAGGUGUGACAUCUGCUCUUGACUCUCUGGAACAAGAGUCUAAGUCAUCCUCCAGCUCGUCCCAGGCAACUGGUUCUAUUAUUGUGCAAGAGAGGUGUGAUGGAAAUCGUAAUGUGGUCCAUGCUUGUGUUGCCAUGUGUGCCCCAACCUCUAACAAAGAAGACUCUACCAGUGAAAGUGGGCCAUCUCUGGAGCCCAUAAAUGUAAUCACCAAUGCUCUCACUUCAAGCAAGUCUGUAAGCUUGCGAGAUAUGAUGCGUCGUGCUACACGAUCAGCCACACUUGGUGAAUAUCUGCAGGACCCCUCGGCCUCCUCUGGAGCCAACGAAGAUCCCAUUCCAACACUUAGUUGGCCUCCUGAGACUUUUGAGACAAACAGCGGCGACGAAGAUAGCCUAAUUGGCUCGCUGUCCUCGCAGCCUAAUAAAUCUGGACUUGCAGGAUCGUCUGCAGGUGGUGGAAGCACAAAUUAUAUUGUUGACCCAAUUGAGAGAAAGAACAACGCUCACUCAAUCUUGAAACUGCUGUGCGAAAACGCUGCCCUUGCUCCAUACCUGAAGACUCUACUGACAGCUAAAGACGCACAGGGUCACACCCCCUUCAUGCUAGCCGUCUCGCAGAGGGCAUACCAAGCUGCCCUCACCUUGCUGGACGCUAUCCAGCGACUCUCCCGAGACGAAAACGAAAUGCUCAGCAUGGUGUAUCCAUCUGGUUCCUCGCCAGACGACAAUCCUCUUCACGUGCUCUGCUGCAACGACACAUGCAGCUUCACGUGGACUGGUGCUGAACACAUAAACCAGGACAUAUUCGAAUGUCGGACCUGCGGGCUCACUGGCUCUCUUUGCUGUUGCACAGAAUGCGCUAGGGUUUGCCACAAAGGCCACGACUGCAAGUUGAAGCGCACCUCUCCCACCGCGUAUUGCGACUGCUGGGAGAAAUGCAAAUGCAAGACCUUGAUUUCCGGCCACGCACCGUCUAGGAAUGAUCUUCUAAAUCGUCUGGUGGCAGAGUGUAGUGCUCUCGUCAGUAUGCCAAAUGGACGGGGAGAGUCCAUCUUGCUCUUCCUCGCGCAGACCGUAGGCCGUCAGCUUGUAGAACAAAGACAGUUCAAUAGAAAUGCACGUUCAAGAACAACAUCUUCAAGGAAAACUCCCUCCUCAGAUGUUGAGCCAGACAUGCCUGACCAUGACUUGGAGCCCCCAAGAUUUAGCAGACGAGCGCUGGAGCGUCUUCUAGGAGACUGGUCUGCCGUGAAAAGCAUGAUUAUGUCGGGAGUAGCCCCUGGUCCAGGCACCUCAGGAUCAAAUGAAGACCAAACAUAUUUGACCAGUCAAACAGGCACCACUUUGCUUGACAAGUUCACCCACUGCCUGAUUGUUAAAUGCUGCAAUGAGAUGCUUGAAUUUUUGCUGACCACCCUCGUCAGAGAGAUGAAUAAUGAACAAUCAGUGAAGGGCAACCAAGCUACACUUGUAGCCCGUCGCUUUGUGCGAUCUGUGGCUCGCAUCUUCGUUGUGUUCAGCGUGGAAAUGGUCCCUACUGGAGGCAAGAAGAGACUAAACACAACCAUGUCGCAGCCACUGUCCAAAUGCAAGCGCGUUUUCAAGAGUCUCCUCCGUGUUUCCAUCGAGGAGUUGUGUGAGACAGCCGACGCGCUGAUAGCUCCUGUCAGACUGGGUGUCGCAAAACCUACAGCGCCAUUCCAUUUGGCCUCCAACCACAAUGAUGUCAUCCAGGGUGGUGAAGAACUCUUCUCUGUUGAGCCCAUGCUGCCACACUCUUCCCAUGGAAUCUCGUCUAUCGUUGGCAGCCGCAGUCUCACAGCCUCUGCUGCGGCUCCAGCUUCUGAUGUGGUAGCAAUGAUGGCAGAAGAGCUUGCUGGAGAAGUGUCCACUGAUGGCGUGGCAGGUGCGGUUGAAGACGCUGCUGUUUUACAGUCAGGCCAGCGGGAAAUGUCGCCCGUAAUAGUCACAAGACGACUUGUCACUAGAAACCAGGAUAUGUUUGAAGAUAAUGAAGGCAGCGAACAAGGAGACUCAUCAGAACGAGCAGUGGCUGGAGAUGCAGAGGCCAGCGGUGCAGACGAAGUUGGUGGCGGAGAAGGAGAGAGUGACGCUGAAUUGGACUUGCUUGCUGAAACAGAGUCAGAUUCAGAUGACAACCAAAGCCAGCAUGAACACCAAGGUUCAAACGCCCAAGCAUCUCGAGGAGGAGGUGGUGGCCAGGGCAGCGGAAACUCGGUUGGAGGAGUUGGAUCUCUAAUUAUGUUCCCUGAAGAGGACUCCGGAGACUCAAGCCAACAAGAUGAUGAUGAUUCUGACGCUGACACAGAACCUUUGGACGCUGACGAACUCCAGCUAGGCGAUGAGCAGCUGGAGAGAAGGGGAGGAACCAGUGGAACGCAUGGACAGCGUAGUAAUUUGGCUCCACAGUCCAUGCAAUGGGCUAUAAGGUCAAGGGAGUCUGCUCCUAGGUCUGGCGGAACUCGCGUAGGUAAUGCCACAACCCUACAUAGUAGCUCCACCCGUUCCGGCGCCCGAGUAGGAGGAAGCUUGGUUUUCAUUGACCCAGGUUCCUUGAGGAGGACAGGCACCACUGGUGCUGCCGUAGCUGCAGCUGCUGCCGCUAGCGUCAGCCAAGAACCAUUAACUAUGAGCACAACGGCUAGCUGCUUGGCCAGAGCGUUUGGAAUAAUAGUGCGUCAAGUGUCUGACUUGGUUGCCAUGAUUCCAGAUUACAGGAACAAUCCACCGCAGCUCAAUCGUUCUGUGGAUUUGUCUUCACAAGAUGUAAUUGCUGUUCAGAACUUCAUGGAAUUUCAACUGAAGCCCACUUGGGACUGGUUAUUGACGGUCAUGGAUGCGACAGAAGCUCAGUUGAGGUUUGGAGCCUCCCUAACCAGCACAAGUGACCCUGCUCAUCCAUCGCAUCCUUUACAUGCUCCAAUCGUGGGAGCCGCCACCACAAGCAGACCAACGGUCGCUCUCACUGGAGCAAGACCAAGAGUUGUUUUCUCCGAUGGACGCAGAGACAGAGAGACUGCAGAUCCGAAUGCAACCAGAAGAGAGUUCCUCACCUACUGUCUUUCACUCAUGAGGGCACACAACAAUGAACACAGAGAUAGUCUACCCGUCUUGGAUGUGUCUGCCCUGAAGCAUGUCGCCUACGUGUUUGACACUCUGAUCUACUACAUGAGAGCCAGUUCGGGCGAUGUCUCACACCAAUCGAGCGGAAAUAAUGCGUCAGGGAACGCUACAGCUGACUCCAGAGAAAACAGUUUCAUGGCUGACGCUUGGGAUAACCAGGAUGAAAACGAGAAUGAAGAGAACGACGAUGAGCUAUCACAACCACCGGUCGCUAUGGAGACUGAAAGCAUGGAGGAUGAAUUGCCUUCAACUCCUCUACAACCAUCUCAGCAAAUGUCGUUUUUGCAAGGCUCUAAAGGGCGCAAGCACCCCUUCUUCCAAAGAUCAGAGUCGACACUUUGUCUUGGCUGCCCACCGCCUGACCCGUUUGAUAGUCCCAUUGCUGAUGCAAUGCCGUUGGCUGAGCAGCCGCAGCUCUUGCAGCCAAACGCGAGGCGAGAGGAUCUCUUUGGCAUUCCUCGCCAGUCGAUCAUUGUGCCAUCGAGCAGCUCUAGCCUGCCUGGCACCUACAACCCUCUGGAGAAGCUCCCAACCAGACUAGGACUGUCAGCCCGUUCAAGCGCAGAUCCCUCUUCAAACAAGCAAAGCGAGCCUAAGGAAGAGGCCAUGGAGACUGACGGUGACAAUAGCCACAUUGAGAGAGCGCCUAUCAUAGUGUCACCCCGUAAAUCCACCGACGAAGUCAGCCGCUCUCCCACGAAAAGUGUCAUUGUCAGAGUCGGUCCUACCAGGGACACCCCUGACGUGCUAGUAGUUCCAACUGAGCCACUUAGGUCCGAGGCGGAAUCUGCAGGAGCUAAUGUUACGGUGGAAACGAGCCCUCCUGUAGAAGUGUUGCAACGGCCGCAGCCCAGUUUGAGCCACUCAGUGUCGCAUGAUUUGCUAUUGGGUAGAUGGCGACUGUCCCUUGAUCUCUUCGGCAGAGUAUUCAUGGAAGAUGUCGGUCUCGAACCAGGCUCUGUUGUCUCUGAGCUGGGUGGUUUUCCCGUGAAGGAGGCUAAGUUCCGGCGAGAAAUGGAAAAGGUGCGCAACGCCCAACAAAGAGAUCUGGUGCUCAAUAAGAUGGAGCGCGUUCGCGGCCAGCUUGUUCUGAUGACUUUCAAGGAAUUCAACACACAGUUCAACAACUACAACCGCCGCAGCAAUGGCGCGCAGCCUCCGCUUGCUGUUAAUAGGGUGAAAGUUACCUUUAGAGACGAACCUGGAGAGGGUUCUGGAGUGGCCAGAAGCUAUUACACAGCUCUUGCCGAGGCUUUGCUUAGCACUGACAAAUUGCCAAACCUUGAAACGGCUCAGGUCGGCUCGAAGUAUCCUCAGUACAAUGUCCUCAACCGUUUGCGUCCCCGCGAAUCGGGGCGAAGAAAUGCUCUUCCUCGCUCAACAGCAAGCCCUAGGUGCAGGGAGAUGAGACGUACACUAUCCGCUGAUGCCAGACCCUUUUACCCCUCUGGAGGAAGCAGCAGCGACGCUCAGCUGCAACAUCUGGCCCCGCCUGGCGGCAGCAACGACCACCUCACUCCUCACCAGCAGCAGCUUGGCGAGCGGCUCUACUAUAAAGUCCACGGCCUGCGACCCCACUUAGCUAGCAAAGUCACUGGAAUGCUUCUCGAGUUGAGUCCUUCUCACCUACUCGUGCUACUCGCGUCAGAGGACGCCUUAAGGGCCAAGGUCGAAGAAGCUGUCGAACUGGUAGCUAACUCCUCUGACAUGGCCUCUGAAGCAUUAUUAGAUCUUGACGUGUUCAGUCUCUCUGAGCGUAGCAAGCGAGGAUCUCAAAGCGCUCGCGCAGCUGACUCUGAGGAAGCCAUGGAGGAGUCUCCUGAGGACAAUGCCCCGCUGUUCUACUCCCCUGGAAAGCGUGGUUUUUACUCUCCCAGACAAGGAAAGGCGACCCCUGAGCGACUCAAUGCGUUCCGCAACGUUGGCAGACUUGUCGGUCUCUGCUUACUCCAAAAUGAGCUUUGCCCGAUAUUUUUCAACCGCCAUGUCAUCAAAUACAUAUUAGGCCGGCAAAUCCGUUUUCAUGACCUCGCCUUUUUUGAUCCUGUGAUUUACGAAAGUCUCCGACAAUUAGUUGUGGAUGCAGAGUCCAAGGACAACGGCACAUUCUUCAACUCUCUUGACCUCACCUUUAGCAUUGAUCUGUGUCCUGAAGAAGGUGGCGGCUCUGCUGACCUCAUUCCUGGCGGCCGAGACAUCGAAGUGAACGCAACUAAUGUUUACGAUUAUGUGAGACGCUAUGCUGAAUUCAGAAUGCUGCGAGCACAAGAAAAGGCUCUUGAGGAACUUCGGACUGGAGUCUUUGACGUCCUGCCAGCUGGAUCCUUGGACAACCUCACCGCAGAGGAUUUCAGACUGCUACUGAACGGAGUGGGCGACAUAAACGUGUCUACCCUUAUCUCGUAUACAAGCUUCAACGACGAGUCUGGCGAAGAUAGUGACCGGCUUGUGCGUUUUAAACGCUGGCUGUGGGCUAUUGUAGAGAGAAUGACUCACAAUGAGCGCCAAGAUUUGGUUUACUUCUGGACAGGUUCACCCGCUCUACCAGCGUCAGAGGAGGGUUUCCAGCCGAUGCCGAGUGUGACCAUCCGACCUGCCGACGACACGCACCUACCUACAGCCAACACCUGCAUCUCCAGGCUCUACAUUCCCCUCUACAGUAGUCGGGCCGUGCUCCGGCACAAGCUGCUCUUGGCAAUCAAGACAAAAAACUUUGGUUUUGUCUAGAACAUGCCCCCCUCUAACUGGACUCAGCAGGCCCACUGCAAUGUUUUCUGUUAACUACGUGCAUAUGGCGCAUCUCUCGACAGUUUUAUAUUAAUUAGUCCAAUUCCUCGUUUCUAAAUUAUUUUCAUUAGUGAACACAUUGUAUUAGAAACCCGAGGUUCCGAUUAUCUGUUAGUGAGUAAUGUUUGAAUAAAUAAAAUGAAUGAUGAAAUGAAA